Molecule: messenger RNA, 903 nt
Organism: Fusarium sp. VM40
Lineage: Eukaryota; Fungi; Ascomycota; Sordariomycetes; Hypocreales; Nectriaceae
Source: the annotation of a GenBank genome assembly
AUGUCUCUCACCUGGCGUAUCUCAGUCAUCGGCGAGGCCGACAGCCCAGAGGACUAUCUCUACGAUGCUUUAGGUGUUAUCUUUCCUGACGACGUCACAAACCAACACGGCGACGCCAAGAAUAGCCUCUCAUACGCCUCACCUCAUCUCCCCAAGCCUCUUGUCAUCGACCUCGCCGACCCCGUAAAGGAGGAUGAUCGAAAGUUGUUCUCUCACUACCUCUGGAACUCCUCUCUCCUACUUGCCGAGUUCAUUGAGGCCGAUUCGCUUGAUGUUCCGCUGGAGAAGCCCCGUGAAGCCCAGGACACCAUCUCUUUCGACGUGAGGGGACUUGAUAUUCUCGAACUCGGAGCUGGAACCGCGUUACCAAGUAUGAUGGGCGGUAUAUUGGGCGCGAAACGUGUCGCCGUCACAGACUAUCCCGCCGAACCUGUUCUCAAAACUCUCCGUACAAACGUCGCUCGCAACAUCCAGCCCUCGUUAGCACCCCCCUCGGCAGAGCCAACACCCUCUACUGCAAUCUCUGUCGAGGGCCAUUCCUGGGGUGAGCUUGAAGACCAUUUCAGCAAAUCAGGCGAGCAUGCGUUCGAUCGUAUCAUCGCCGCGGAUUGUCUUUGGAUGCCCUGGCAGCACUCCAACCUGCACUGCUCCAUUGCCCAUUUCCUCAAGCGCACACCCGAGGCACGAUGCUGGGUCGUCGCAGGCUUUCAUACUGGUCGAACGAACAUGAGCGGGUUCUACAACGUGGAGGCGCUUCAAAAGGUUGGACUUGAAGUUGAAAGGAUAUGGGAGAGAGACUGCAACGGCGAAGAGAGACCGUGGGAUAUCGAGCGGGAGGAUGAUAUCACCGUUCGGAAGAGGUGGCUCGUCGUCGCUUCGCUGAAGUGGGCUUCAACAUCGUGA